Messenger RNA from Fusarium coffeatum, 1440 nucleotides. RefSeq lists its product as uncharacterized. The record is from RefSeq and is a predicted model, not a curated record. The transcript is spliced from 4 exons. Bases 1 to 1440 code for a protein of 479 amino acids. NCBI's taxonomy places the organism in Eukaryota, Fungi, Ascomycota, Sordariomycetes, Hypocreales, Nectriaceae.
AUGUGUCGUUUUCUGGUCUACAAAGGAAGCGACGAGAUCCUCUUGUCAAAACUGAUUCUCGAUCCAACUCACUCCAUUCUUAAACAAUCUUUUGAUUCCCGACUGCGUCUCGAUACAAGACGAGGUCAGAACAACGCAGAUGGCUUCGGCAUAGGCUUUUACACCGACCCUAAGCUUGGCGCAGCGCCUUGCCUUUUCACAUCGACUAUUCCCGCUUGGAAUUGUACCAACCUGCAACGUAUCGCCUCCAAGACCGCAUCUCGCCUUAUCUUUGGCCAUGUUCGUGCUACGACCGAAGGUUCCCUGAGCGAAGACAACUGCCACCCUUUCACACACGGCAGUUUGAUGUGGAUGCACAAUGGAGGACUCGGUGGAUGGAAAUACAUCAAGCGACGUCUCGGCGAACGUCUAGCCGACAAGUGGUACCUGGGCGUUAAGGGCGGCACCGAUAGCGAAUGGGCUUUUGCUCUCUUUCUCGAUACUCUCGAGCGACUCGGCCACGACCCAAGCGCUUGUCCCGAAACUGGUUUUGGCCCGACAAUCCUUCGAGAGGCCGUGAAGCGCACGAUUGCGCAGAUCAACGAGAUGACCGAUGCUAUUCCCGAGAGUAUCCUGCAGAACGAAGACGUUGAUACUCGAAGUUUACUCAACUUUGCCGUUACCGAUGGCCACAGCGUUAUCUGCACUCGAUAUAUCAGCAGUUCAAAGGAUGAGGCGGCCAGCUUGUACUAUUCUUCCGGAACACAAUGGACAACACGUACCCAAUCUGCGAAUGACAAGCAGUAUCAGAUGGAACGCAAGGAUCGGGGUGCUGAUAUUGUCCUUGUUGCAAGCGAACCCUUGACGUUCGAGAGAGAAAACUGGGUCAACGUACCGACAAAUUCCCUCUUGACCAUCCACAGACAGACCGUCAUGGUCCAUCCUAUCAUCGACAAGUACUACGAGCGAGAUCCUCACCAUGUCCGCUCCAGCGCUUUCGUCCAAGCAAAGGGCUUGACAUCAAAUGAAAAGAACAGAAGUGAUGCAGCCAGUCCAGCAGGACUUGACAGACAACAACAAGAGCUUGAUGGUUACCGUAAAAUGAUGACUGGAACUCUCAACUUUGGCCAAUCAAGAAGUCUCAGUCCCGAUGUCUGUCGCCAAACGAGAAAGCCAGCACCAGUAGCAGCACCAGAGCCUGUGCCUGAGUCGAUUCCUGUCCCGCAGCAACCAGUGCAGGUAACCCCGCCAGCUGAGCAAAGCAACAAACCGGCACCAGCACAGGGAAACAUCAAGGUUAAGAGAAGGUCUGUUCAGCUGCUGGAUACCAAUCAGAGCCAGGGAUCAAAUGACCUCGAUCAAAUUUCCGAUACAGAUGAGCCAGCUCGGGCAGAUGUGCGCAACCCAAAGAAGCUCUCGCAAUAUUUCCCCGAGCUCACUCUCGCCACUCAUGCCGGAUGA